This is a messenger RNA of Panicum virgatum (switchgrass), 1143 nucleotides long. Its product is annotated as nuclear transcription factor Y subunit A-10-like. Lineage: Eukaryota; Viridiplantae; Streptophyta; Magnoliopsida; Poales; Poaceae. The transcript is spliced from 6 exons. Bases 91 to 861 code for a protein of 256 amino acids. The record is from RefSeq and is a predicted model, not a curated record. Gene Ontology annotation, molecular function: DNA-binding transcription factor activity, RNA polymerase II-specific; RNA polymerase II cis-regulatory region sequence-specific DNA binding. Gene Ontology annotation, biological process: regulation of transcription by RNA polymerase II.
CAGUUACCAGUCACCAGCAGGCAAGGCAUACAGAUUCUGUCUUGAGGUGACUGUCGUCGUCUUGGAAGCAGCAGCCGGUAGCCACCGACCAUGAGGAGUGCGGCGGCAAUGUGCUUCCAGGAGCACGGGCUAGCAUUCCAGGUGGUCGCCGACGGCGGCAGGGGCCAUGGCGGCGGCGCAACCGCGGCACCGUGGUGGGCGACUACUGCUCAGGGGUUUGCCGCUAAGUUUCCGAUCAGCUUCAGCUCUGGCGAUUCUGACCCUCCGCAAGACCACAAAUAUCAUGAGCCUUCCGCAGCAGGCAUGGCCGCCUACCCGGAGUUGCACAAGUACCAUGGCCCUUUCGAUCUGGCAUUUGGGCAGUCCAUGGUGUGGAGCAACAAUGCCGGUGCUGGUCAGCGGCAGAGCUAUGGUCUGUACUCUCCAUAUGGAGCUCAAGCUAUGCACGGCAGGGUGCUCCUGCCGCCGGCGGUCGCCGCCAAGGAGCCGGUCUACGUGAACGCCAAGCAGUUCAAAGGCAUCCUCCGGCGGCGCCUGGCCCGCGCCAGGGCGGCUAGGGACCUCAGGGCCUCCAGGAACCGCAAGCCGUACCUCCACGAGUCGCGGCACCUGCACGCGCUCCGCCGCGCGCGGGGCUCUGGCGGCCGCUUCCUCAACACCAGGAGCCUCGCCGCCGGCGACCCGGCGCCCCCGGGAGGACCUGAGCCUACUGAGGACAGCGCGUCGAAGGCGGCAACGCUGCACCCGGUGCAGGACCGCCAGGACGUCUUCCACUCGUCGUUGACGAACAUGGCCGGCGACGGCGAUGGGAGGUGGGCCUGCGCGGCGCCACGGGGCUGCCGCGACCUGCUCAAGGCGUGACGGCGGCGGCGGGCGGCCAGGCGCAGAGAGCCCUCGCCGCCGCCUGGUGGCUCUAGGACGGCAACUCAUUCUUGGAUCCGGGUUAUCCGGGUAUGUGGUUCAGCGGUUGUGUUGCAGGGGCAGUGAAAGAGGCAGCAGCUUCUCCUGCACCAAACCAAGAUGAACCAGUGUUCCUGACUUCCUGUAAAACCUGCAAGUUCAUUUGAUGCAUAUGCAGACACUAAAGGUUCAUGUUUGAAAGCUAUUGUCCUGUUCAAUUAGACGGAGAUUCAUGUGCGCUGA